UGCAUUUCGCCGAAAAAGGACUUAUCGAUGUAGAGUCUUGGUGCUGCGGAGCAUUGUUUUUAUUCGCCAUGCGCAAGAAUCGAACUAAUACGUGUCCGGGUAGUGGCGGCCAACCGUCACAUGCAGUGGGGCGCUUAAGGUUCCCCCAACAUUAGCGCUCUGUGAAAAGAUGCUCAGUUUAUCGAUCACUGCUCUUGUCAAAAGCCAAAUGUGUGCUCCGGAGGAUCGUCUCUAUUCACCAUGCGCAAGAAUCAAAGUAAUACCUACCACCUCUCCCUCGCCGCUUUCGCCACAUUCCGACUCGCCGCAUCUGACAGGUGUCCGGGCAGUGGCGGCCAACCGUCACAUGCAGUGGGGCGCUUAAGGUUCUUCCGACAUUAGCGCUCUGUGAAAAAUAUGCCCAUUGAUUGCCCUAUGGUGACACAUUAAAA
Molecule: messenger RNA, 431 nt
Organism: Laccaria bicolor S238N-H82
Lineage: Eukaryota; Fungi; Basidiomycota; Agaricomycetes; Agaricales; Hydnangiaceae
Exons: 5
Coding region: 170-364 (64 amino acids)
Source: RefSeq, a predicted model, not a curated record